ACUCUCCCAACCAACUGCUAUUCUACUAACCAUUGCCAAUUUUAUUUUAUUUUAUUUAAAAAAAAAAAAAAAAUUGUUAAAUGCGCCCCGGGUCCUGUGCUCCGUAUGUGAUACAGAUCCAAGUAGUUUGUAUGGGGCUCUUCCAUUAUGGUACCAAUGGUAUGAUCGCCAGACGGGUUAAAGGUCGGCUCGGCUUCUCCGAACCAUCUUGGACUUGCCACUGCUUUGCAAAGUGAAUUCUCUAACACUCUUCUUCGCCUCUGAUCUUCGAUCUGAGCUAAUUUCGUUGGGACGAUGAAUUUUCUGCUGCGGUCUUCUCAGACUGCUGCUGCAGAGCAGCCGUCUGUUCAAGAAUCUCAAGCAGAUAUAAAUCAUGUGCCAAAACCCAUGUCCACUUUGGAGGUUCUCAUAGCACAAGAUCCAUUCCCACCGAUGUCCAGAGCUGGAGACCAUGGCGGAGAGACUGACGGAAUUGGAGGCCAGAACGGCGGAGCUGUCGGCCGGGGCCGGAGUGCAAAGAGUGAUCCUCCCAUUGUUGAGAAUCACAUGGAUGUUGCUGAAGAUGAAGGAUUUAUUACUAUUCCAUACAAGGAACUUCCUGAUAAUUGGAGUGAGGCGCCGGAUAUACUUUCUUUUCACUCGCUGAACCGUUUCUUUGUUUUUCCUGGUGAACAAGUUCAUAUUCUGGCAUGCCUGUCAGCAUGUAAACAGGAGACAGAAAUUAUAACGCCAUUUAAAGUUGCUGCAGCGAUGAGUAAAAAUGGAAUUGGAACAAGCACAAAGAAACAAAAUGGAAGUGUUGAAAAUGAAACCAAUUCAGCUUCUGAAAGUGUGGACGUGAGUGCUGAUGGUCAAGAGAUGGAUCAGAAUAGUGAAACCAAUUCAGUUUCAAAAGAUAAGAUUGAUCCACAAAAAGAUAUUUCUGAUGGGGAAUCUCUUCUUAGAAUGGAAGAUCACAAAAGACGGACUGAAACAUUGUUACGAAGAUUUAGAAAUUCCCACUUUUUUGUUCGGUUGGCAGAGUUAGAUGAGCCACUGUGGUCUAAAAGAAGUGAUUUGGAAGCAUCUCCAGAAUCUUUUGAGAUGGUUAGUGAAAAGCUCAAUGCAGAUAGUGCAGGAACCAGAAAGACUGCAAAAACCAGGACCCAUCUUAAUAUGGUUAUUGAUCGUGGAAAUUUUGAUGCUAGUGUCUCUGGGGGACUAGCAAGAAAUGCUGUUAAGUGUAGCUCCCUCUCGAAUGGAGAUAUAGUGGUGCUUUUACAGGUAAGUAUUGGUGUUGACAUUGUGAAAGAUCCCAUUUUGGAAAUUCUUCAGUUUGAGAAAUAUCAGGAUAGAAAUUUGACUUCUGAGAACCAGGACAACUUAGUUAAAACAAAUCAGGACCCUUGUGGAGAACUGUUGAAAUGGUUGCUUCCUUUGGAUAAUUCUAUUCCACCUCCACCUCGAUCAUUAUCUCCUCCUCCUCCAUUAAGUUCAAGUUCAAGUAUCCGUAGUACAUCCAUAAAGCCUAAUUUUGCUGCCUCAUCUGGAUCUCAGCUCUUUUCUUUUGGCAACUUUAGAAGUUAUUCCAUGUCCUCACUUCCUCAAAAUACUGCACAACCUCCACCUGCUACAAUCCCCACCUCUAAAUCAAGCUUCGACUUAGAUGAUUGGGAUCAAUUCUCAUCUCAGAAAAUAGUGAAGAGUCAAAGAACCGAGGAAGAAGGACUUUUGUCGUUCAGAGGUGUAUCACUGGAGCCAGAAAGGUUUUCUGUAUGUUGUGGAUUGGAAGGCAUGUAUGUACCAGGAAGAAGGUGGAGAAGGAAACUAGAAAUUGUUCAACCAGUAGAAAUCAAUUCUUUUGCUGCGGACUGCAAUACAGAUGACCUUCUUUGUGUUCAGAUAAAGAAUGUCUCUCCUGCACAUACACCAGACAUUGUGGUGUAUUUAGAUGCCAUAACAAUUAUUUUUGAGGAGGCUUCUAAAGGUGGACCACCUCUGUCAUUACCAAUUGCAUGUAUUGAAGCUGGGAACGAUUACAGCUUGCCUAAUUUAGCCCUCAGGAGAGGCGAAGAACACUCUUUUAUUCUCAAGCCAGCAACUUCGAUGUGGAAGAAUCCCAAGGGUCAUGGGGAAAGUUCUCGGCCAUCACAUUUCAAGGCUGGAAGUGCAGCUGCAAAUUCUCAUCUUGCCACCAACAUUGUUGACGGAAGGCGGAGUGCUUCAACUGCUGAUCAGUAUGCAGUUCUAGUAUCAUGUCGGUGCAACUAUACUGAAUCAAGAUUGUUUUUCAAGAAGCCAACAAGCUGGCGCCCACGUAUAUCAAGGGAUCUUAUGAUCUCUGUUGCAUCUGAAAUGUCAAGACAAACUCUUGGAUCCAACAUUGGAGUCCCUCAGUUACCUGUUCAGGUGUUAACUCUUCAGGCUUCGAAUUUGACUGCUGAAGAUCUAACAUUAACAGUUCUUGCUCCAGCCUCUUUUACUUCACCUCCUUCAGUAUUAUCCUUGAAUUCUUCACCCUCAUCACCUAUGAGCCCAUUUGUUGGUUCUUCUGAGCUUACAGGGAGAGUGGUUGGAGAGAGACGAGGUACUGCAAUGCAGAGGCACAGCCCACUGCCUCUUGUAUCAGGGAAUGGGCGACAUAAUGGGGAUCAUGAACUUCAAUCUGUUUCUUUUAAUGAGCAAGACAUUCCCACCUCUGAUGUCCUUCCAUGUACUGAUUUGGGUUGUACACAUCUAUGGUUGCAGAGUAGAGUUCCAUUGGGAUGUGUUCCUUCUCAUUCCACGGCUACCAUCAAGCUUGAGCUUCUCCCAUUGACUGAUGGAAUUAUUACACUUGAUUCUUUGCAGAUUGAUGUUAAGGAGAAAGGUCUUUCCUAUGUCCCCGAGCACUCACUGAAGAUAAAUGCAACUUCCAGCAUUGCCACUGGGAUUAUGUAGGAUGACUAUUUCAACUUCGAUUCUUUCAUCUUUGCUCUUCACGCAUGGAAAUGUAUCAAAUUGCUCCCGAUCCAGUAGUCUGUGGUGUACACGGCUAGCUGCCGUUCGGAAAUGUGUGGGGGAGGUAUACAUCAAUCUUUCUCUUGAGCAGAGUGGAAACAUCUCAUCAUUUGUUUCAUGAUAUAACAACCUUGUAAACUUAGUUGUGCAAACCAUGAUUUGAGGACAACAUUUGUUAUAUACCCCCCUGUAAUUGGGAAGAAUCAAACUUUGUACCUCUUUGUAGGUGACUCGAAUUGUGUCAAAUGUCAUGCUCCAUUUUUAAAUGAGUUAAAAGCAGAUGUGUAAUGUUGUUUGAUC
This is a messenger RNA of Cornus florida, 3279 nucleotides long. RefSeq lists its product as uncharacterized. The transcript is spliced from 11 exons. The coding region runs from base 295 to 2919 and encodes 874 amino acids. The record is from RefSeq and is a predicted model, not a curated record. NCBI's taxonomy places the organism in Eukaryota, Viridiplantae, Streptophyta, Magnoliopsida, Cornales, Cornaceae.